Molecule: messenger RNA, 3721 nt
Organism: Ictalurus punctatus (channel catfish)
Lineage: Eukaryota; Metazoa; Chordata; Actinopteri; Siluriformes; Ictaluridae
Gene: cnot3b
Product: CCR4-NOT transcription complex, subunit 3b
Exons: 19
Coding region: 236-3010 (924 amino acids)
Biological process (GO): regulation of DNA-templated transcription; nuclear-transcribed mRNA poly(A) tail shortening; regulation of stem cell population maintenance
Cellular component (GO): P-body; CCR4-NOT core complex; nucleus
Source: RefSeq, a predicted model, not a curated record
GCAAUGCUUCAACGGAGGAGGAGGUGUUCCUGGUGGCCAUCUUGGAUGCGCGGAGUGAUUGUUUGGCGAAUAGAAGUAAUAGGAAAUUAAAAAUAAAGACCGGAAAAAAAAGUUGGGAAAUUGUUAACAGAACACAAGCUGAAAGAAAAGAGGAAAGGUGAAACUAAGGAAAAUCAGGUAAAAACGGCUCUUGUUUGGGCGAAAGAAGGCAUGAAGAAAACAUCUUAGUCAAGUCAUGGCUGAUAAAAGAAAACUACAAGGUGAAAUUGAUCGAUGUCUAAAAAAAGUCACUGAAGGAGUAGAACAGUUUGAAGACAUUUGGCAAAAGCUUCACAAUGCAGCCAAUGCCAACCAAAAAGAGAAGUAUGAGGCUGACCUCAAGAAAGAGAUAAAAAAAUUACAGCGCCUCCGAGACCAGAUUAAGACGUGGGUGGCUUCAAACGAGAUCAAAGACAAAAGGCAGCUAGUGGACAACCGCAAACUCAUAGAGACACAAAUGGAGCGCUUUAAAAUUGUGGAGCGAGAGACAAAAACGAAAGCGUACUCCAAAGAGGGACUCGGCCUUGCUCAGAAAGUAGACCCUGCACAAAAAGAGAAAGAGGAGGUUGGACAGUGGCUAACGACAACGAUAGACACGUUAAACAUGCAGGUGGACCAGUUUGAAAGUGAGGUGGAAUCACUUUCAGUCCAGACACGGAAAAAGAAAGGAGACAAAGAGAAGCAGGAUCGGAUAGACGAGCUGAAAAGGUUGAUUGAGAGGCACCGCUACCACAUUCGUAUGCUGGAGACCAUUUUGCGAAUGCUAGAUAACGACUCGGUACAGGUGGAUUCCAUCCGCAAAAUCAAGGACGACGUGGAGUACUACAUUGAUUCUUCUCAGGAUCCUGACUUUGAGGAGAAUGAAUUCCUCUACGAUGAUCUGGACCUGGAGGAUAUAUCCCAGCCAUUGGUCGCCACAUCUCCUCCAACUCACACGGAGGAUGAAAUCUUCCAGCACUCCAGUCCCACACCGACAUCCACCACUUCAUCUUCCCCAAUUCCUCCAUCCCCAGCUACUUGCACUACAAAUUCUGAAGAUGAUAAGAAGCGAGGUCGUUCCACAGAUAGUGAAUUCAGUCAGUCUCCAGUAAAGAAUGGCAAUCCAUCAUCUCUUUCCUCAUCCUCGUCAUCCUCGUCAUGUUCGGGAUCCUCUUCUACCUUAGUGGUGUCUUUGGCGACCAUGGCAAGCAGCAGCAUCUCGGCAGUCGGGGGCAGCAGCCUCCUGAGCAAUAUAGGAGGCCAUGUACAAAACUCAUGCAGCUACAGUUCCGCCAUCCAGCAGCAAAUGCAGUCCAAAAAUGCCAUCAACUCCCAAUCCAGCAUCUCUGCCUCAGCAACUCCCUCAAAUAUCCUCUUACCCAACCCUACAUCAACCUCUUCUCCUUCUAAUAUCAGUUCACCAAGCAACCAGGCCCAGCCUCCGCUCACUCCAAGUCCAGCUUCCAGCCUGAGCCAUGCUCUUAGCCUGGGCCUAGCCAAGAGUAGUGCGCCAACCACCAGUAGCAUUGGCCAGAUUCCUGGCCUUGGCCUUUCAGGGAUGCCAGCAUCCAGGAACAGCAUGUCAGGGCCCCUGCAAAGUUCCACCCCAGCACCAUACGCCCAGGCCGCUGCAUCCGGUACUGCCAAUGCCACAGUUAAUGCCAAUGUCACAAACUCCAGUGGAGUACAACCAGCUGGCACAAAUGGAAACAAUGCUUCAACAGGUCUCUUGGGGUCAGCACCAGGCACUACAGGGAUCAGCAGUGCAAUCUUAGGUCUGGGAACCACACAGACUGCAGUGCAGCCCUCGUCCUUGGUGACGCCCAGCCCUGUUGGAGGAGGACUGGUGCAGGCGAGCAGCGUGGGCGUUAUUGGGAGUAACAGUGGAAACUCUACAUCAGGAAAUGCAACAGCUGUGGGCAGUUCUGGGCUUCCAAGGCCACCUAGUGGGCAGAAACAGAAUGGAGGCACAACCUACAGUGCCAUAGUAGCAGAUAGCACAUCUGAUUCUGCCCUCAACAGUGCCAGCCAGUUACAAAAUAACCAACCCUCAUCCUUAAAUUCCACAACCAAUCUGCCUAAGGACAGUGGGUCCAGCCUUCUGGGGUCUAUGACUCUUCCUACCAGUUCACCAUCGCCCUCGUAUAGUGAGAGUAAUCCGAGUGGGGGCAGCUUGUUGAAUGGACCUCACUCCUACACACAAGCGGCUGAUGCCAUCAAGCCUCAGGAACCGCUCAGUUCUCUAAAAUCGAUGGCAGAGAGAGCGGCUCAGGGCUCAGGUUUAGAGGGAGAACUCUCUGCGCUACAUCUCACUGGAGUAAACAAAGUUGGAGAUUGGAAUACAGGAGUGUGCAAUGGUUCAGAUAUCUUCCCUAGUUCCACUGCUCCGUCAGGUCCCCCUACAGCCCCCCAGUCUUCUCUUUCAGAGGUUAACAUUCCUCCAUCACUGGGUGUCUGUCCUCUGGGUUCUGUCCCCAUCUCCAAAGAGCAGCACUACCAGCACAUUAUGCAAGAGGCAGCCUGGACACACAUGCCCCACCCGUCAGACUCCGAGAGGAUCAGGUAUACAUUCAUCUGGUCUUCACAGAUACACAUGGCAAACUGCUCCAGGCUUGUGUCUCCAACGAUAAUGCUGCAGUACCUGAUGAGGAAUCCCUGUCCUACCUUGCCUUUCCAUCACCAGGUGCCACCACCACACACAGACUGUGUGGACUUCUACCAGAGGCUGUCUACAGAGACUCUCUUCUUCAUUUUCUACUACCUUGAGGGCACAAAGGCUCAGUAUUUGGCAGCCAAAGCUUUGAAAAAGCAGUCGUGGAGGUUCCACACAAAGUACAUGAUGUGGUUCCAGAGGCACGAGGAGCCUAAGACCAUCACUGAUGAGUUUGAGCAGGGGACAUACAUCUACUUUGACUACGAGAAGUGGGGCCAGAGGAAGAAAGAAGGAUUCACGUUUGAGUACAGGUAUCUUGAGGACCGGGACCUCCAGUGACGGACAAUAAGAACUGCAGACUACUGUUGACAUUCCUGGACUGAAUCCGCACUCUCACGCACAUGUGGUGUGGCGACUCAGAUGCUGUAGCGAGCUGUUUUAUGUCUCGUUGGUGCAUAUUGCCUUUGGAGUUUCUCACAGUACCUACAAAAUCCACUUGCCCAGUACUUUUUCCACUUACCACCUUGUUUUAGUAAAAUCUGGACAGAGCAUUCUUGAGCCAAAGAGACACAAGCUUAAAAUAAUUUCAUCCAGCACAGUAAGAUGACGACAAACACAAGUCAGGUUGUGUGGUACGAUUCAUAGUGCACAAGCAAAUGUUAAAUAUCUGUUCUAGCACAAGGAAUACUGAACUGUGGGAGACCAAAUUCAAUUGCAUAUUCUUGAAGUUGUCAUCAUUUUAAAGCUGGAUGAAAUGAACUGGCUUGCAUUUGAUGUCUGACCGAAACCAUAAUCAAUAAUUCCAUUCGCUUCCUCCUUGUACCUUAAGCAUUUUUUUUUUUUUUUUUUUUUUUAAAUACAGUGGGACAUUUUAAAAUUAGAGUUGUCCAAAUUAUUAUACAACAAUCCAAUAUUCAAGAGUAAUUACAAUCUGUAUCCCACCCCACUCCAUCCAGCCCCUAAUUCUAACUAAAGAUAACGACACUGCCCAGAGUGAGAGAGAAUUGGAAUGAAAAGCACCAGCACUAAACAAAAAAAAAAAAGAGAGAG